AUGGCUACAAAGUACAUUAUCAAGAAUAUCACCGUCAUUUCGGUCGAUGAUGAGAUUGGAAACGUGCGCAAUUGCGACGUGCUCAUAGAUGAUGGAGCCAUUUCAGCGGUUGGCUCUGGACUCACUCAUUCCACAGACCACACCAUCAUCGACGGUACAAAUGCCAUUGUAUCACCUGGCUUCUUCGAUACCCAUCGUCAUACUUGGCAGUGUCAGCUCAAAUCUGUCGCUACAGACUUUGCGUUGAGCGAUUACGUUUUGGCUCUGAGGCACAUCAAUGGAGCAUCAUACAUUGCUCACGACGCAUAUAUUGGAAAUCUAUGUGGGGCACUAGAAUCCAUCGACAACGGAACGACAUAUUUGGUGGACCACUCUCAAUCUAUGAACUCGUCAGAGCAUGCCGAUGCCGCAGUGAAAGGCCUGCUAGAUUCGAAAAUACGAGGAGUUUUCCGCUAUGCUCUUUAUCCCAAUCCUGCAUGGGAGGGCUCCUGCAUGGACAAAGAGCGGGAAGUGAAAACACCAAAUUGGAGACUUAAUGAUGCACACCGCAUCCGGGAAACAUACUUCAAAUCAACUGAACCUGAAGAUAUCUUGAGAUUCGGCUUUGCGUCUUCAGAGCCUAAUGCCACCCAAAUCGAUAAACUUGUCAGCGAAAAUGAAUUUAGUCGGUCCAUCGGCGCGGCAGUUAUUGGCGCCCAUAUCAGUUUUAGAAAGAGGAAUCCUGGAAAUUGUAUCGUUAGGCAGCAUGAUUAG
Exophiala aquamarina CBS 119918 is the source of this 753-nucleotide messenger RNA. RefSeq lists its product as uncharacterized. The transcript has a single exon. Gene Ontology annotation, molecular function: hydrolase activity, acting on carbon-nitrogen (but not peptide) bonds. Lineage: Eukaryota; Fungi; Ascomycota; Eurotiomycetes; Chaetothyriales; Herpotrichiellaceae. The coding region runs from base 1 to 753 and encodes 250 amino acids. The record is from RefSeq and is a predicted model, not a curated record.